GUCAACAUCUCCGUUCCAUCAAUGAGAAACAGAAACACCGAGUAGUGGCAUUUCGUUAUUAUAAAAAAACAGUAAGGGUAAUUUAGUCCCUCCCUGUCCCGUUAUACCUAUAUAAUUAUAAACUCCCGCGUAAGACUAAUCCCUCCGAGUCCAUCGUCCAAUUCCAAACUUGCAAAAAUUGUACAGUUACUGUACGGACGGUAUGACUUCUCCUUCGUCCACCGUCGAUCACAGCUGCGCCGCGACGAUCUCCGCCGUCCACCCCGACGUUAUCGGGGCCCACAUCCUCACCCGCCUUGAUGGUCCGACGCUGGCCUCCGCCGCCGCCACCUCCUCCCAGCUCCACUCCCUCUCUCGGGAACCGAGCCUCUGGGAAAACAUUUGCCGUUCCACGUGGCCCUCCACCGCCUCGCCACGUGUCAGCCAAGUAAUCUCCUCUUUCCCCGGCGGCCACCGCUCUUUCUUCUCCGACUCCUUCCCUCUCCCGAUCAACCAUGAUGAUCACAGUAAUCAGGCGAUCAAUCUCGACCGUACGCCGGAAUUAAUCUCGGCCGUUGACGUUCAUUACCGAGGGAAGCUUAUUCUCAGUAAGGUCGUAGAGACGGAGACUUCUUCUGGAUGGUUCCGAUGCUCGCCUUUCCGAGUCGACCUUCUCCACCCCAAGGACGUGGUCCCAACCGAGAUACCGUACCCGAGAGGGGACGACACGUGUCGCGAUCUCGCGGAGGGGCUGACCUUGAGCUGGAUCGUGAUCGACCCGAUUGGACGGCGGUCGAUGAACCUGUCAAGCCACAGGCCGGUGGAGGCGCAGCGCCACUGGCUGAGCGGCGAGGUGCACGUGCGGUUUUCUGCGGUGCUUCUCGGAUCUUCCUCGGAGUUCACGCAGUGUGGGGUCCAGCUCACGUGCGGCGGUUGGUCCCACUGUGGGGGCGGUGGGGAGGAGUUUUUGCAGGUGAGGGAGGUCUGUCUGGUGGUGGAGGACAUGGAUGGGACGCACCUCAAAGGGAGGGAGAGUUUGGUAAUUUUGCAGAGGGCGUUGGAGGGCAAAAGGGGAAAAGGAGGGAAAAUGAGGGAAGAGGAAGGACGGAAAAGAUGCCAGGAGUAUUUGGAGAGGAAAAGGGAGAGGAAGGAAAGGAGACUGAGAACGGAAGGGGCUUUGGACAUUGUUUUUGCGUUUUUCUUUGGGGCAUUUGCGUUUUCCCUCCUCUCUGUGGGGAUUUUCCAAGGAGUGAAGGGAAUUACCUAUUGGUAAUAAUUUUGUUGAUUUUCUUGUUUUUCUUUUUGUACAAUUAUAUACUUACGAGAGAAAGAAAAGCAAAACUCAAGUUGUAAUUUAGAGAGUU
Molecule: messenger RNA, 1343 nt
Organism: Morus notabilis
Lineage: Eukaryota; Viridiplantae; Streptophyta; Magnoliopsida; Rosales; Moraceae
Product: probable F-box protein At2g36090
Exons: 1
Coding region: 203-1252 (349 amino acids)
Molecular function (GO): protein binding
Source: RefSeq, a predicted model, not a curated record